Messenger RNA from Drosophila rhopaloa, 3966 nucleotides. RefSeq names its product PIH1 domain-containing protein 1 (gene Pih1D1). Lineage: Eukaryota; Metazoa; Arthropoda; Insecta; Diptera; Drosophilidae. The record is from RefSeq and is a predicted model, not a curated record. Gene Ontology annotation, biological process: rRNA processing; box C/D snoRNP assembly. The transcript has 5 exons. The coding region runs from base 140 to 3778 and encodes 1212 amino acids. Gene Ontology annotation, cellular component: ribonucleoprotein complex; cytoplasm; R2TP complex.
UAUCACAUCUUAUUAUUUCAAACGAGUUGACAGCUCUGUUAAGCAAAAUAAAAAAAUUUUGUUUUCUACGAGUCGCAAAGCUUAAAAAUAGUUUUUCAUUCGUUUUACUCGUGUCUGGCUGUUUAAAGCGCGAUACAAAAUGGCACGUCGCUCCAAUUUCAUUGAGGGCAACGACAAUUUUCGCGAGCAGAACUUGCGAUUUGUGCGGAACGAGUUUGAGGACAACAUCAACCAGUUCUUCGGAGGUUCGAAUCCAGGCGGAAGUGGCCAGCAGAAGCCUCCACCGCGGGACUCGCUAAUUGUGCAGCCGACUGCAGGAAAGAACGAGAUGGACAACCGCCGGCAGUUUCUACGGGAGCUGGGCGCCAGUCGGAUGUUGGCCAACGCCCUGGCACAGCGCACCUUUAAGGUGCCCAACUUCAACCUGCGCCACUUUCAGCGCCAGAGGUUCCGCCUCAGCGUCGAGCUGGGCGACAGUCGUCAGGACGUGGUGGACAAGGAGGUGCUGCGUGCCAUCGGGGAGGCGGUGGAGAACCAGGUCGACGCAGAGUUACGUCCCCGAACCCCAUCGCCGCCGAGGAACAUUGAUUGGCACAACAUCAGCAGGGAAAAUUCGCAGGAGAGGAUUGAUCGAUCGCGUCCGAGGAAUCGGCAAAGGGAGGACAACUUUCAAGGACGGAGGGACAACAGUCGGGGAUUUCCAGUGCAUCGAAAUGCAAAUCCUCAAGAGUUUAACCACAAUAAAAGAAGUGAUUCAUUCAAUCAGAAUAACCGCAGUGCAACUCAGCAGGACGUAAAUCGCAAUAAUCGUAAUGCGAAUCCACAGGAAUUGUAUGGCAAUCGAAAUGCAAAUCCAAAUCGUAAUGCUAAUCCUCAAGAACUUACUCGCUGUAAUCGAAAUGCAGAUGAGUUGACUAGAAAUGAGUAUUCUCAUCCGAAUCCGCAGGAAUUUAAUCGAUCUAACAGAAAUGCAAAUCCGCAGGAAUUCAAUCGAUCUAACAGAAAUGCGAAUCCGCAGGAAUUCAAUCGAUCUAAUAGAAAUGCGAAUCCGCAGGAAUUCAAUCGAUCUAAUAGAAAUGCGAAUCCGCAGGAAUUCAAUCGAUCUAAUAGAAAUGUAAAUUCCCAGAACUUAAAUCGUAAUAAUCUUAAUGAUGAAUUUCAUCGAAAUAAUCGAAAUGAUGAAUUUAAUCAAAACAAUCAUAUUGCGAGUCCGCAGGAGCUUAAUCGAAGUAAUCGCAAUUCGGAUGAACUCAAUCAAAAUAGUCGCGAUUUUUGUCCGGAAGAGCCAUAUCGUAACCAUCAUUAUGGAAAUCCACAGCAAUUUAACAGCAAUCAGGAACCCAGUGACAAUUACCAACAUGUUCAAGGAUUAAAUCGCAAUAACAACAUUCGUGGUCAGGUAACAAAUGUUGGAGAUAAUCCCUCUAACUCAAGAAAUACCCGUACAAACUACAAUCGUGGGUCUGGUACUCAGGACUUUGUUCCCAAUCAACAAACCAACUGGGGUCGAAAUUCAAAAAUUAAUCAACAUGGCAAAAACGUUGACAAUUUUCAGUUGCCGAGAGAUCGAUUCGACUCACCUGAUAACAACCCACAACAGCUGCGAUAUACUGACCAGGAUAUUCGUGAAAUGAACGAAAACUUUGAAAAUCGUGAACAACAAACCGUUCGCAAUUACCAACGUAUUGUCAAUAACAAUCAAAUUACACUUUGUCGCACUGAUUUGAUUGAAGUCGGUCAACGAAAUUUAGACGGCGACAACUUUGUGUCCGACGAACGCACCUUUAUUGAUGAUCCACAGGAUAACUUCAGAAGACCAGGCAUGCGCAACCGAGAAGAACGAAACUUUAAGGGCAACCAACAUAGCCUCAGAGAACAUGGCACUGAUGAUCGUAAUUCAUAUGAACGCGGUCGCAACUUUGUCGACAAUAGGUGCCAGUUUGAUCGCGAACCCGAUCGUCAUUAUUUAAACGACGAUUUCAAUCAGCGGAACAACUCUUCGCGUGGCGCUGACAUGCAACGCCUUCCCUCAAGGGAAGCUGACACAUUCCGAGGCUCAAAUAAACCCCACUUUCCGCCGAACCAGUAUCAGCAAACUAUGGAUCGCGGAUCGGGUUCUGGAGAUCGAUACCGCGAUAACCAACAGUCGCGAGGUCUCAAUCCUAACAGACCUGUGGGUCCUAACCAAAUCGGACCAAUUGCUGAUAGAUUUGCUCCAAGAAACACCAAUUUAAAUAGUUCAAAUCAAAAUGCAAAUCAACCCAGAACAAGUCUCGAUAGAAAUUUGGCAAGGAAUAUUUAUCCAGGUGGUCCACAACAGCGUAAUAUGAGUCGGGAUCGAAACUCAAAACCAAACUUUAUUCCUGGCGGGCCAAACCAACCAAGAUUAUGUCAAGAUAAAAACAAUAGAUCCACCUCAUUAACAACUCAAAAUCGUACCACAUAUAGGAAUUCAAGCGGGCCCAAUCAAAACCGCCCAAAUACAUCAGCAAGUCAAGAUCGCAAGGCAACCAGGAUCGAUGCCAAUCAAAGCAGACCAAUUGCAAACCAAUCACAAGAUGCAAAACCUUGUAUUCCAAUCCAAAUAAACAAGAAGCCAGGUGCUGCACCAAACAAUCGGGGACCGAAUCAGAACAAGCCCAAUCAGCCGGCCAUCCAAACUAAGAACCUCAAUCUUAGUGCAUCCAGACCAAACAAUCGGGGACCGACUCAGAACAAGCCCAAUCAGCCGGCCAUCCAAACUAAGAACUUCCAUCCUAGUGCAUCCAGACCUGGCCAGCAGACGAAUAAUGUCAAACCACAAGCACCUAAGAACAAUGCGGCCAUGGCAAACCCACGCGCUGGCCAAAAAAGGGAAGCGGAGGCCGCAGGGUUGGGGGCUCCAAAUCAGGCUAAAAAAUCUAACCCAAAGCGCCAGAGGGUGAACACCAAUCGGAGCUUCAUUAUAGGCGGUAUUCGCCUGCCCUAUAUCAACAACAAUAGCAAGGAACUGCCACAACCAGAGGAGGAGUCCUACGCGGUGACUUUCUUCGAGCAGAAGCCCAUCUACAACACAAACAUUUAUGCUACGGACGAUGGCGCGAUUUGUAAAGAGGAGGAUGAAGAGGACGUAUCUGAAAAUGAAUCUCUUGACUCGAAUCGAUCUGAUGUUCAGUCGACUUUUAACAAUCGUAACUCCAAGAAGAAGGUACGCUCCCAGUUGCGUAAAGAGUGGACGAAAGUCUAUAGGAAGAAUAACUACAAGGACUGGAGUGCCUGGUGGAGGGAUUACAAGUGGUGCGGAAGCGAAAUCAACAAAAAGCUAGAGAAGUACGGCGACCGCUCCUUGCGUCACCGCUUCAUUCCCUCUUCACCAAAAGCCACCACCGAACAAGUGGUCAAUCAGGUAUUCAAAAUGGGCCACGUGGGUCUGGAGAAGAAUACCUUCAGCCACUACCGCAACAUGCGUUCCAUUUUCCUUUUAAUGAACGAGACGUUUCUCGAUAAUUUGUCCGAGAAGCAAAUGGAGGAUUUGCAGGACCUAAUCCGUGGCAUUCCAAAUCACUUAUGGCUGUACAAAAUACGCAGCAUGGUCUACCUUUGGGAGAGGUACCAUGGCACUCUAAAGAGUCCAGCCUCAAAAAAUGUGCAUAGGGCCAAGGAAAUUCAAUCCAUUGCGCGCGAAUGGAAGAAUCCCGUCUUUCACUGGCUGGCCAAGCAGGCUUUUGAUGAGCUAAAGGCAAUCAGCGAGAUCGCCUGGCCGGAUCAUAAUAAAAUCUAUCCUGGCUUAAAAGGAUAAUUUAACGCGGAGCUUAUUAAACAUAUAACUUUAAACAUUAUGUAUAUUAGAUUGUAUACGGAAUUACAGCCAAAUAAAUCAUGGAUUUAGUUUCUGCAAUGGAAAACUACGCUUGAAUCACCAUAAGAUUGAUUAGUUACAUGGAACUUUGCUGAGAACAAAAUCUAAUAUCCUUAUCCGUUUCCCUU